Acanthosepion pharaonis is the source of this 1191-nucleotide messenger RNA. Lineage: Eukaryota; Metazoa; Mollusca; Cephalopoda; Sepiida; Sepiidae. The record is from the annotation of a GenBank genome assembly.
AUGAUGAAAACUCUCUUCAUUAAAUAUCUAAGCAACAUCUGUCCGUUUUCAUUUUUUACUUCUUUCUUUUUUUCUUCUCCCUCACUAUCGAUCUAUCUGUCUGUCUUUAAAAUCUUUGUCUUUUUUCUCCAUGUUACACUUUUCCUCUUUAUUUUAUUUUCUCUCUCUAUCUCUCUAUGUAUCUCUCUCCCCUAUCUCCCCCCCUCUCUCUCUCUCUCUCUCUCUCUCUCUCUCUCUUUUUCUAGCUCUUUUAUUUAUUUAAUUGUUUUACCCUUAAUUUUUAUUUCGUUCUCAAGACAUACUUCAUUUUUCCUUAUUCGCUUUCUCUCGUUUUACCAAAUAUUUGUUCGGCUUGUCGUCUUUUUCUUUUACCUUUUAAUGCCAUCUACUCCCGUGACCUGUGAACGUCCCCCACCUAAAAAAGCCCAAAACAGAAACACCGCCAUCUUUUAUUUCUUGCUUGUCUCAUUCACCUGUGAGCAUUUUGCUUUCUUUCUAAUUUUUUCUUUUCUUUUCUUUUGCUAUUGUUUUCAUUCUCUUUCAUGCUAUUCUUUUCUCCUUUCUUCAUUCUUUUUUAUUAUUUUGCAUGCUCGGAGUCUUUCGAUUGUUUCUUUAUAUAACUCACAGAUUUUCUUCUUUCUUUCUUUUUUCUUUUAUUUCUUCUACUUUUCUUAUCCAUUCUCUUAUUUCUGUAACUUUUCUUUUUUCCCUUUCUCUAUACCCCUCUUUCUUUCUUUCUUUCUUUCUUUCUUUUAUAUGUAUUUUCGGGAUAAUAUUUCUUCUUUUUUUUAUCCAUUCUCUUAUUUCUGUUACUUUUCUUUUUUUCCCUUUCUCUAUACCCCUCUUCCUUUCUUUCUUUUUUUUCUUUUUUUAUCUCUUUUCGGGAUAAUAUUUCUUCUUUUUCUUAUCCCUUCUCUUAUUUCUGUUACUUUACCUUUCUUUCUUUUAUUGCUUCUCCUUUUCCCUUCUCCAUUUUCUUCAUUCUUUCCUAUUUCUUUUUUUUUUCUUAUCUCUUCUCUUAUUUCAAUUAAUUUUCUUUUCUUCUUUUUCUUCUUUUUCCUUUUCUUUCCUUCUUUCUUUCUUUUUUGCUUUCUUUCUUCUUACAUCUCUUUUCAAGCUAGUAUUUAUUCUUUAACUAAAAUUCUUCUGUUGGUGUUCCAUUCUUACAAGAGACACCUGCUUCAUACCUAA